This is a messenger RNA of Triticum turgidum subsp. durum (durum wheat), 1218 nucleotides long. The record is from the annotation of a GenBank genome assembly. NCBI's taxonomy places the organism in Eukaryota, Viridiplantae, Streptophyta, Magnoliopsida, Poales, Poaceae.
AUGCUAAGGACAAAGGAUUGGCUCAAGCUUCACUCGACUGUUGUGCAGCUUGGGAACGACAAUCGCAUCAAUGGAGAGGCUUUUAACCAGAUUAUAAACUCAAGCUCCAAGCCCAAAUCUUUUCCUAUGCAUUUGAACAAGCAUUGCAAGUCAUUGCCUGGAAGAAAUGUGGCCGGCAAAAUUGUGAUUUGCCAUAGCACAGGACCAAUGAAUGACAUUGGGCCAUCAAUCAACAAGACCGACAUCAGUGGCAUCAUUAGUGCUGGGGCGGCUGGUGUAGUGCUAAUAAACAGGAAAGCUGCUGGUUUCACCACCCUUCUCGAGGACUAUGGCAAUGUGGUGCAGGUGACUGUGGCUGAUGGCAACAAUAUCACAGAGUAUGUGAGGACAACAAGCAAAGCCAGUGCCAAAGUCAUCUACAAAAACACUGUGCUUUGCGUCCGUCCAUCUCCCACGGUCGCGGCAUUCUCAUCCCGUGGUCCCGGCACGUUCAGCCCCGGUGUGCUAAAGCCAGAUAUAUUGGCACCUGGGCUCAACGUCAUUGCUGCAAGGCCACCACUCACCAUGCUUGGAUCUGGGCCAUUCCACAUUAAAUCAGGGACGUCCAUGUUGACUCCACAUGUCAGUGGUGUCGCUGCGCUUGUCAAGAGCUGCCAUCCUGACUGGUCUGCAGCUGCUAUCAAAUCAACCAUCCUCACCACUGCUGACAUCACGGACAGCACUGGUGGCCCGAUCCUGGACGAGCAGCAUCAGAGGGCAACCGCGUAUGCCAUGGGUGCUGGCCAUGUCAACCCUACAAAAGCAGUUGAUCCAGGCCUUGUGUAUGACCUUGGCAUUACUGAAUAUGCCGGCUACAUAUGUGCUCUCCUUGGUGAUCAGAACUUGGCAUUCAUUACGCGUGACCCGAGGUUGUCCUCCAAAAUGCUUCCCAAGAUACCUGAAGCACAACUCAACUACCCUACCAUAACGGUGCCACUCAAGACAAGGCCGUUCACAGUGCACAGAACUGUGACAAAUGUGGGCCCAUCAAAUUCCAUAUACACACUGAAGAUGGAGAUUCCCAAAUCUCUUACAGUGCGAGUCUACCCAGAGACACUGGUGUUCUCCAAGGCUGGACAAAAGAUUAGAUAUAGUCUGACGGUGAGCAGCUCUGACAGUGAGAGCUCAAACUUCAUGGAGGGAAGUUUGAGCUGGGAAUUAAUGCCAUGGUUUUGUUAG